UGAAAAAAACAACAGAAUUUGAAGGUUAACUCUUUGAUUCUUGACGAUAUUUUCAAGAUCAAAAUUACAUUCUAAGGCCUCAAUUACGCAAAAACUGUUGAUUGGAAGGUUUUUUCUCGUGUAGAUCGCUUGGAGGAAUGGAGGAUCAGGGGGGAAGGUCCACUCCUCCAUACCUCAGGAGCGUCAGGGGUGUACCAGAUUCCCCAUUCAGAGGAAGCAUGAGAUCAGAGGCCAAUAGCUCUAUAUCAUCCUACAGGGACUUUCCUCAUGCCAAAAAGUACCAAGCUGAGGGAUUAGCAUCACCAAGAGGAAUUGCGCCKCAGGCUAACAGUAGAGCUGUCAUAUCUGCACUCAAGGGGCUACAAGAGAAGAUAAGAAAGCUUGAACUAGAAAGAACAGAAGCAGAGGACAACCUUAAAAGAUUGGCUACAGAAUCAAAGCAUUACAAGGAUAUUCUACAGAAAGAACACCAUGCUAAAAGUACCAGCCAAGGAAUCAUUAGCAAACAAAAUGACGAUCUGCAAAAUGAUCUUCAGGGUGCUGAAGCAAGGUGCCACCUACUUGAAAARCAGUUGGACUACAUGCGAAAAAUGGUACAAACAGCAGAAAUGGAUAGGGACAAUGCAGUCCAGCGAUCUGCCAUGCUCACUCAACAAAUAAGCCAACAAGCAACUGCUGACAUUAAAGGACAGAUUGGCAAGUUAACUGGGCUGGAGCGAGAGCAUAUGAAAUUGACAGCUUCACAGUCACUGGCUGAGAGCAAGAUAAGGGAGUUGGAAGAAAGACUAAGAAAUGAAGCCCAUCACAGGAAGCUGUUGGAGGAUAAGACUGUACAGCUUCAAACGGAGUCAGAAAGAAAUCGAAUUCUUUUACGAGCAGCAUCACCACCACCAAAAAUCAAAAAGAAAAAGAAGAAAAAGGUAAAAGCCAAGUCAAAGCCACAACCAGUACCAGGAAAUCCUCCUGGACAUUUUCACUUGAAUAUGGGAAAUAUCCCAUUCGUCGUAGGAAAGUCUGCUAGCAAAUCCCAUUCUGUUGGUGCUAACAUCCAGCAAGCUUUAUCCCUUCUCAAGGGUCACAAUCCAGCUUUGUGUAACGCUUUAGCGCAGCGCCAAGCAAGACGUUGCAGUAGCUCUACUUCCAGUGACUCGGAGGGACUUGAAGAUCUUCUGCUGGGCUUGCAGGACGAGUUUGGGCACAUGAGUUUUGAGCAUCAAGAGCUUGGUCGUCAAAUCAAUGAAACCGACGACCUAGUGAUUCGCGAAGACUUAGAGCGAGAACUGGAACACCUUGUCAAACGCAUGGAAGCAAAAGGCGAACAAAUAGCGAUGGUCAAACAUCAAAUCAACAAAAGAAGCGAACAGAGAACCAGGCCUAAAUAUCGACCACAGCCACACGUCCACGUACGACCGCGGAGCGCUAGUGCUAGACUGCCGGCAAGUGGAGGUGAAAUUGAAGUGGUUACUACAGUGAAAACUAAGGGCAGCAAAGGAGUUUUCGCGGGAGUUGAAAAUAGGAUACCUCAAAAACCUGGAGUUAACGCUGAUAAGAAUUUAAAAGUUUUGAAAGGGAUGCAAAAUUUACAGAGUUCAUUAACUAAAGAUGAUUUACAUUGGGAUUAAGAAUUAUUGAAGAACCUCUAUUAACCACCUAUUAGGCAGCUAACCUCUAUUAUUCGACCAAACUCAAAUUAGCGACCAACUAUUGUUUAACUAGCCUCUAUCUAGCGACCACUUUGAAAAUUCACCAUCGGGGGCCGCUAAAUAUGGGUUUAAAUGGAUUAUAUUAUAGAAACACUUUAGACUUACAGUAGGUUAGAUAUGAUAUAGUGAUUUUUGUCAUAUAAAAUCAAAGACGAACAGAGUAAGUCUAAUGAGAGGGAAAAGUAUGGUACAUUUGUAAACGUACYGUAGCCUUACUAUAUCUUACUGAAAGUGCAACUACGCGUUGUGAUUGGAGGAUUGCCACG
This is a messenger RNA of Actinia tenebrosa (Australian red waratah sea anemone), 1969 nucleotides long. RefSeq names its product centrosomal protein of 57 kDa. Gene Ontology annotation, molecular function: microtubule binding; identical protein binding; gamma-tubulin binding. Gene Ontology annotation, cellular component: centrosome. The record is from RefSeq and is a predicted model, not a curated record. NCBI's taxonomy places the organism in Eukaryota, Metazoa, Cnidaria, Anthozoa, Actiniaria, Actiniidae.